AUUAAAUAUUCAAAGUAUAAACGGCACAAGUGCAUAUAAAUAAACGAGGAUAUCAGUAAAGGAUAAAUUAUCACAGUAAUUUUGAUUAAAAAAUUAAUCUUCCCCAAACGUUGCUUUCUCUGCUACAGGUUUUCCUUCUUGCUUGGACAAAGACUUUGCGCCUCGUCAGUAUUUCCAAUAUGGCGUAGACCUUAUAUAUUGUUGUUGUUUUUUUAAAUGAUUGGUCCUACGUAAUAUUAUUAAUUUCUGAGAAAGUAGACUUUGACUUUUCAUUAUUUGCAGACCUUAGCGAAUAAAGUUGUUUUUUUUUUUUAGGUUUCACGUUUUAAACUAAAUUCCUAAAAUAAACGUUUUGAUGAUAUUCUCAUGUAUUGAGAUACACCUGUUAUCCAAAACAAUCACAUCUUUGACAGGGCGUCCAUCCAUCCACGGUGAAGGUUACGUGUGACCUCGUGCUGUUUCUCAUCAGCCAAUCAGUGGGAGGAAGAGUUCCCGACCUUCCAGUCGCACUGUUUGAAACGUGGUGUGUGUGUGUGUGUGUGUGGCCCGCAAACAGGUUUCUAGACAUGUCUGUUCGGGUUUCAGCCUAAAAGCUCUGACUGAGUGAGUUGUCAUCGAGAGGCACCUGUUCGUCACUGCGCCAGGUGAAACAUUAUUUAAAACCACGAUGUCGCUGUUUUCGACUCUAUUCAGAGUAAAACAAAAGUGUUUCUAAGUUUUUUUUUUCUUUUUGCGCAUUCCCUCAUUGAAAGAAUCGUCGUACUUUCAGUCUCGUGCCUUUUUUUUUUUUUUUUUUUUUUUUUUUUCGCAUGACUGAAGUGAAAAUCGGGGCAGCGAGUUUGUGCAUUGUUUCCAUGAGCAGAGCAUUGAGCCGGAAUGACUUGAUUUUAUAAAACAGCAAUUUUACACAUAACACAGUAGGCUGCAGCUAAACAAAGAGGAGGCCUUUAGCACAGACUCAUGCGCAGGGCAUCAUCCACCCACUGACUCAGAGAACAAUCAGCCCUCAGAGAUAAAUGCCAGGUUCUCCUCCUCCACGCGUUCAUUUCUGCGUGAAUGCUGUGGUUGGAGACACGCAGCCCCGAACGUGGACAGACAAGCAAAAGGAACCGGGAUAGAAUGAGGCAGCAGGUGUGGGAGAUCUCUCAUGAGAGGUGUGUGGGCCUGUGAGCGUGACCGACUCAAACCGGGAAAUGAGGACCACUCUUCCUUUGUGCAGAGGCGAUGAUGAAGCCUGUGGUCAUCAGCGAAGCCUCAGCAGGGUGGGCUGGAUGAAGAGGCUGCUGUGGCUCAGGUCCAAUCGCUGCGGGGGCAUCCACAUGGACACGGAGCCCGGAGUGUGGCUCAGGAGCUUCCAGCUGCUGGACACGGAGGGACAACAUGAGGAACCGGUGCAGGAGUGGGGCGAGGAGGAGGAGGACGGGGCCAUUUUUGGGAUCACCCUUCGAAGGGAGCCCGCCCCGCCGGGCUUGGACUCCCCUGACCUCUCGCCGGCCUUCGGCUGCAUCCAGUACCACACGGUUAAGGUUCGCAGGCUGAAGGCCGCCACCUUGGAGCGCCUGGUGUCCCACCUGCUGGACGCGGAGCACCGGGAGCCCGACUUCAUCCGGGUGUUCCUCUCCAUGUACCGGGCCUUCACCUCCACCAGCGCCUUCAUCGAGCUGCUGUUUCAGAGAGACGAAGCGCUUACCAACUUGGACAACGCAGUCACUCUGCACAGUCCCGCUCUCCCGGUGGUCCGGCUGUGGUUGGAGGAACACAGCGCCGACUUCCAGGAGCCGCCUCAGUACCAGGCCCUGAGGCUGCUGUGUUUCCACCUACGCCAUCGACUCUGCUUCAGACGUUUGCUUCAGACUGCUGAGGCUUUGCUCAAAAGAUUCCAGGAACAAGAUUGCAGUCGCUCCGUGUCGGAACAGCUCAGUGCUUCCCUGCAGCGCUGCAGUCUCGGCGAUGGAGGAGAAAUGUCCUCUAAACCAGACAAACACAACUUCCUGGACUUCCCAGUUAGAGAAGUAGCGGAGCAGCUCACCAGAUUGGACGCCGAGCUGUUUGUCAAAGUGGAGCCGUUCCACUGCCUGGGCUGCAUCUGGUCGCAGCGCGACAAGAAGGAAAACCGCAAUCUGGCGCCGACGGUCCGAGCCACCAUUUCCCAGUUCAACGCAGUGACCAACCGUGUCAUCACUUCCCUCCUCUGCCCAUCCUCACCCAGCCCAUACACUUCCUCCCCCGUCUUGUCCCCGUCCUCGACCUCCACCUUUCUGCACCCGUCUUCGGCUCCCGGCUCGCCUAGCGGCUCGCACGCCAGUCCGGUUCAGAGGGCGCGCGUCAUCGAGUGGUGGAUCGCCAUCGCACAGGAAUGCAGACAGCUGAAGAACUUCUCGUCUUUGAAAGCCAUCCUGUCCGCCCUGCAGUCCAACGCCGUGCACCGCCUCAAGAGGACCUGGGCCGCCGUGAGCAGGGAAAGCACGACCGUCUUUGAUCACCUGUGUGAGACGUUUCCCGACGAGAACUGCGUCUUCACAAACGGAGAGAUUCUAGUCGAGAGCUUCAGCUGUGGCAUGGUGCCGUACCUGGGGACGUACCUGACGGUCCUCACCAUGUUGGACACGGCGCUGUCCGACACUGUGGAGGGGAAUCUCAUCAACUUUGAGAAACGGAGACGGGAGUACGAGAUCCUCUCUCAGAUCCGACAGCUGCAGGCUUUCUGCUCCCACUACAGCCUCUCGGUGAACUCUGACCUCACAGCCUGGCUCCAGGCUCACACUCUGCUCACGGAGCAGGAGAGCUAUGAGCGGUCUCGGGACUUGGAGCCUCCUGUUGACCCCUACCCCAACUCUCCCAACUCUUGGAGCCGCCGCCUGCUGGCCAAUAAGCUUGCUUCGUUGCGAACGUCACAUUCGGAUCAGAUCAGCGUGUCGUCGUCUGGGUCCAGUGGUUCAGACCUGGAGGACCUCUCCACGCCUCAGCCUUCACCCUUCAGGCUCAAGCUGAAGUCUCUCCCAGGCUCGCUCCACAACGUAGCGGAGGACUUCUCCAUGUCUUCCUCGUCCUCACCGAGCCUCUCCAGCUCGUCCUUCUGCUCCUCGCAGCCUGACCUCUCCUCUUCUUCUCUGGCGCUCAGCCCAGAGUCAUCGUCAUCGUCGUCGUCGUCGUCUUCUUCUUCAUCGCAGUCCACCUGCUCUCCUCAGGCCGUGCUGCCCCUCUACAACAAACAGAUCGCAGACUCGUGCAUCAUCAGGGUCACGGUGGAGUGCGUCAGCAACGGAAACGUCUACAAGAGCAUCCUGCUGACCAGUCAGGACCACACGCCUCAGGUGAUCCAGAGAGCUCUAGAGAAACACAACAUGGAGGAUUUCAGGAGCAGCGACUUCGGCCUCUACCAGCUGCUCAACCACGGAAGAGAGCUUCACAUUCCCGACAACGCCAACGUCUUCUACGCCAUGUGCACCUCGGCCAACUACGACUUUGUGCUGCGGCAGCGCUGGAGGAGCCACGGGAAACAGUUUGGCUCCUUCUCCAGCCCCGGCGCUCGGCCCAGGGGCCGGCACGCCAAAUGAACGACAAGCUUCUGCACAGGCCGAAUACUUACUGACUGACCGCAUCGCCUCGUCGGCGUCGGAAGCACCAAGACGCAUCUGAGGCUCCUCCUCAUUUCUGUUCAUCGCCACAAAGACCGUCGGUGUGUCUGACUGAAGAUUAACUCGGAGCAGCUCUCACUUUACCAGCAGAGUGAACGAAACCCUGCUCUGAGAGAGGAGAGAUGACACCAGAACAGUCCAGAUGCUCAUCCAGGAUUUCUCCAUCUACCACAGUUGUGUAGGUUAUUGGACGAUAGUGGGAUCUGAAUCCCCAGCUGGAGGAAAUCUUCAGCAUUCCCGAGUUUGACUCAUCAGUGGAAACUCCUGAAUGACUACAGAAGCAUUUUUGCUUCACCCAGAUAAUCUGAAAGCGUAACAAGAGCUGCUGACUUUCACCGAGUUCGCACAGAUCAAAUGUAAAACCAGAGCAUGUUUUUAUAUUUAAAACACUCCUUGGAUACAGAGACAUUGUCCUGAGAGUCGCUCAUGAACAUGCACACAUCUUCUAGAUGAAAAUUGUAAUAUUUUAUACAACCUAAAUGUAAUUUUAACUGUUUAAAUUAUUUAACACACUUCAGUAUUCAUGUGUCAGAGAAAUGGCGGCACAAUGUGCUGCAAAAGCA
Molecule: messenger RNA, 4201 nt
Organism: Poecilia latipinna (sailfin molly)
Lineage: Eukaryota; Metazoa; Chordata; Actinopteri; Cyprinodontiformes; Poeciliidae
Gene: rgl3a
Product: ral guanine nucleotide dissociation stimulator-like 3a
Exons: 17
Coding region: 1194-3557 (787 amino acids)
Biological process (GO): Ras protein signal transduction
Cellular component (GO): plasma membrane
Molecular function (GO): guanyl-nucleotide exchange factor activity
Source: RefSeq, a predicted model, not a curated record